Messenger RNA from Acomys russatus (golden spiny mouse), 1714 nucleotides. It is a transcript of the gene Znf397, whose product is annotated as zinc finger protein 397. The transcript has 3 exons. Bases 85 to 1668 code for a protein of 527 amino acids. The record is from RefSeq and is a predicted model, not a curated record. Gene Ontology annotation, molecular function: DNA-binding transcription factor activity, RNA polymerase II-specific; RNA polymerase II cis-regulatory region sequence-specific DNA binding. Gene Ontology annotation, biological process: regulation of transcription by RNA polymerase II. Lineage: Eukaryota; Metazoa; Chordata; Mammalia; Rodentia; Muridae.
GGAAAGAAGAGGUCACUUGGGAAACUCCUCCCCAAGCAUAAAACCCCGUGGUACUACGCCUUUUGUAAGCUAUUUCAGCCCAGAAUGGCUAUGGAACCCAGAGCUAUUUCAACUUUAAAACCUCAGGAUCAUCAAGAAGAUUUAAUACUAGUGAAAAUAGAAGAUAGCAGCUUUUCUUGGAGUCAGAAAUGUAAGCAGAGCGGGAGUGCCCAAUCUUGCCAAGAGCUGUUCCGCCGGCAGUUCAGGCAGUUUUGCUACCAUGAGACGCCUGGGCCCCGAGAGGCUCUGGGCCGGCUGCAGGAGCUCUGCCAUCAGUGGCUGAUGCCGGAGGCGCACACCAAGGAGCAGAUCCUGGAGCUGCUGGUGCUGGAGCAGUUCCUGAGCAUCCUACCUGAGGAGCUGAAGCUGUGGCUGCAGCAGCACGCUCCAAGCAGCGGCGAGGAGGCUGUGGCUCUGCUGGAGGACUUGGAGAAAGAGUUUGAUGAUCCGGGGCAGCAGGUCCCAGAUAGUCCACAAGGACCAUCAGUGUCAUGGAAAGAUUUGACAUAUCUCAAAACUUCCCAAGAUGUAACAAGCAUCCAAGCCCGGCCUUUGAAGACACAGCUGAAAUCCUGGAAAUCUUGCCUUUCUGCUAAAAGUGAUUCUAGGAACAAUGAAAAAACAGCAGAAGAGGACAUUUCAGAAGAGCUGUCACCGGGACUGUCUUGGGAUCCUUCAGUUAGAGGUGUUAGUGGGCACAAAAGCAGCUUAGAGUGGCAGCAAACAAGUUCCCCUCUCCACGGGGGCAGUUUCAGUCAAGUGAUCUUCACGCACAAAUCCUUAGCAAAGAGAGACCAUCAUGAUGAGUCUCAGAGAUGCUUAAUUCUAAGUACAAACUCGGUAACCUGUCAGAAAGUCUCUACAGAAGACCGACCUUACAGGUGUGAUGUCUGUGGACACAGCUUUAAGCAGCAUUUCUCUCUCACACAACACCAGAGAAUCCAUACUGGAGAAAAGCCCUAUAAAUGUAGUCAGUGUGGGAAGGCCUUUAGUUUGAGGUCAUAUCUUAUUAUUCAUCAGAAAAUCCAUAGCGGUGAAAAAGCAUACGAAUGUAAUGAAUGUGGGAAAGCCUUCCAUCAGAGCUCAGCCCUCACUAGACACCGGAAAAUCCAUACAGGUGAGAAGGCUUGUAGAUGCAAUGAGUGUGGCAAAGCAUUCAGUCAAAGUUCUUACCUAAUUAUACAUCAAAGAAUUCACACUGGUGAGAAACCCUAUGAGUGUAAUGAAUGUGGAAAAACCUUUAGUCAGAGCUCAAAGCUUAUUAGACACCAGCGAAUUCAUACAGGAGAGAGACCCUACGAAUGUAGUGAGUGUGGAAAAGCUUUCAAGCAGAGCUCAGAGCUGAUUACGCAUCAGAGGAUACACAGUGGAGAGAAACCCUAUGAGUGUCAUGAGUGUGGGAAAGCCUUCAGUCUCAAUUCGAACCUCAUAAGACAUCAGAGAAUUCACAGUGGAGAGGAGCCGUAUCAGUGUAAUGACUGUGGCAAAACCUUCAAACGGAGCUCAGCCCUUGUUCAGCACCAGAGAACCCAUUCUGGGGAUGAAGCGUACAUAUGUAAUGAAUGUGGGAAGGCUUUUAGGCACAGGUCAGUACUGAUGCGCCAUCAGAGAGUCCACGCUGUUAAGUAAUGUAAUACAAUGACUUGUAAAUACAUCAGUAUAUUUUCUGUAGUAG